Messenger RNA from Cucurbita moschata (crookneck pumpkin), 614 nucleotides. RefSeq lists its product as uncharacterized. The transcript has 7 exons. The record is from RefSeq and is a predicted model, not a curated record. NCBI's taxonomy places the organism in Eukaryota, Viridiplantae, Streptophyta, Magnoliopsida, Cucurbitales, Cucurbitaceae. The coding region runs from base 127 to 501 and encodes 124 amino acids. Gene Ontology annotation, biological process: proteasome assembly.
UGCAGUGGGCCUAAAAACAAGCAACUGGGAGCGGGAGGUGGAUUGAACUUCAAAGUUUGUAAGUUAGUGCGGGAAGCAACUCGAUUCAAUUGACCCCAGUCACCCAGCUUUGAUUCUUCCUUCCCCAUGGAAACUUCGGGUGCCCGCUUUCCGGUCUCCCACAAGCAGGCGUCAAUGGAGAUUAAGGGAAUCAAAACAGAUAUAGUCAUUUGUCGCCAUGAUGAUCAUUUUCUCGUUAUUGCAACUCAAAUUGGGGCAAUGGGGACUAUGCUGCAAGCCAGGAAGGAGGAGGGGAUGGCAAUUCAUCCAACCUUCUCAGUGUCAACUGUUUUUGGGAAAAGAAACGAGGCAAUGCUGAUCGCUUGUGCACGUCAGUUGAUCGAACAAAUCAGUUUAUCAGGUUCAUACAAGCCAUUAUUAAUCUCUCUUGGCCUCAAAGACCAUUCUGUGGAGACCAUGAGAGGCAUACUUUCUGCUGUGUCUGAGAAUAGACUUUGGUAGUAUUUGACUUUUGCUCAUUAGAAAAAAGGGAAAAGAAUCUGUUAAAAAUUUGCAUUAGAACCAUGUUCACUUUGGUAAAGUUAUAUAUAUAUAUAUUUCUACCUUUUAGCAUA